UGUGUUCCUUCCAAGAAGCUUCCUCGCGUAAAUCUGACGGUUAGAUAAUGCAGACCUACAAGCCAAUCGCUGUACUGGCACCCACAAGAUCUCCCACCCUUUCUUCUUCACUGCGAAAUAGCGAAGACGAAGCCCGAAAAACAGGAAAAAGAGGAGUAGCUGCAAGUCAAGGGUAUGGAAUUUUUUAUCUAUAGCCGUGCUCCUUGUUGCAAUUCAGCUCUGUAAUGGAACUACUGGAGAACAUAGAAAUCAUGAUAGCUUGCUUCUAAGAGAACAAUGAAGCGAUUUGUUUACAUAAACGAUGAUGAAGCAUCCCAAGAACUUUACUGUGACAACCGUAUAUCAAACAGAAAAUAUACUUUAUUGAAUUUUCUCCCAAAAAAUCUAUGGGAACAGUUCAGCCGGUUUAUGAACCAGUAUUUCUUGUUGAUUGCAUGCCUUCAGCUAUGGUCACUUAUUACGCCAGUAAAUCCAGCCAGCACAUGGGGUCCUCUCAUAUUUAUAUUUUCUGUCUCAGCAUCAAAAGAGGCUUGGGAUGAUUACAAUAGAUAUAUUUCAGACAAGAAAGCAAAUGAGAAAGAAGUCUGGGUUGUUAGACAAGGCAUCAAAAAACAUAUCCAAGCACAGAACAUUCGGGUUGGUAACAUCGUGUGGCUUCGUGAGAAUGAUGAAGUACCAUGUGAUCUUGUUUUGGUUGGUACCUCGGAUCCUCAAGGCCUUUGUUAUAUAGAGACUGCUGCCUUAGAUGGUGAAACUGAUCUUAAAACAAGAUUGACACCCUCUGCUUGCAUGGGAAUAGACUUAGAAUUACUGCACAAAAUCAAGGGUGUUAUUGAGUGUCCCAAUCCAGAUAAGGACAUUAGAAGAUUUGAUGCAAAUAUGCGAUUGUUUCCUCCCUUUAUUGACAAUGAUGUGUGCCCAUUAACCAUAAAAAACACACUUCUUCAGUCAUGCUACUUACGAAAUACAGAGUGGGCUUGUGGAGUAGCUGUCUACACAGGCAAUGAAACUAAGCUAGGUAUGAGUAGGGGUAUACCCGAACCAAAGCUCACGGCCAUGGAUGCGAUGAUUGACAAGUUGACAGGGGCCAUCUUUGUUUUCCAAAUAGUGGUUGUUGUGGUUCUUGGCAUAGCUGGGAAUGUCUGGAAGGAUACAGAAGCAAGAAAGCAAUGGUAUGUUUUAUAUCCACAGAAAGAUCCAUGGUAUGAACUAUUGGUCAUCCCUUUACGGUUUGAACUUUUGUGUUCCAUCAUGAUACCAAUAUCUAUAAAGGUGUCUCUAGAUCUGGUAAAGAGUUUAUAUGCAAAGUUUAUUGAUUGGGAUGUUGAGAUGAUAGAUCAAGAGACUGAUACUUCUUCUCAUGCUACAAACACAGCAAUAAGUGAGGACCUAGGACAAGUUGAGUACAUCUUGACUGAUAAAACUGGAACUCUAACCGAAAACAAAAUGAUUUUUAGAAGAUGCUGUAUCAGUGGCCUUUUUUACGGCAAUGAGAGUGGUGACGCACUGAAAGAUGUGCAACUGCUCAAUGCUAUUGCCAGCAACUCUCCUGAUGUUAUCCGGUUUCUUACAGUUAUGGCAAUAUGUAAUACUGUUGUACCUGUACAAAGCAAAACUGGAGCUAUCUCAUACAAGGCACAGUCUCAGGAUGAGGAUGCCCUUGUUCAUGCUGCCGCUGAGAUGCAUAUGGUUUUUGUCAAUAGGAAUGCAAAUAUACUUGAGAUUAGGUUCAAUUCUUCAAUAAUUCAAUAUGAAGUAUUGGAAACUCUGGAGUUUACUUCUGAUAGGAAAAGAAUGUCAGUGGUUGUGAAAGAUUCCCAGAAUGGGAAGAUUAUCCUCUUGUCAAAAGGUGCAGAUGAAGCAAUUCUUCCUUAUGCAAGUGCUGGUCAGCAAACAAGGACUUUUAUUGAAGCUGUGGAACAGUAUGCUCAGUUAGGCCUUCGUACACUAUGCUUGGCGUGGCGUGAACUGGAUGAAGAUGAAUAUCAAGACUGGUCCUUGGUGUUUAAAGAGGCUAGUAGUACCUUGGUUGAUAGGGAGUGGAGAAUUGCUGAGGCCUGCCAAAGAUUGGAACAUGAUCUUGAAGUUCUUGGAGUCACUGCCAUUGAAGAUCGUUUACAGAGAGAAAGGAAAGGAAAGGAAAAGCCGAAAGGUCAGCUUCUGUUAAUUGACGGCAAAACGGAAGAUGAAGUAUAUCAAAGUUUAGAAAGAGUUUUGCUUACAAUGAGGAUAACAACUUCAGAACCUAAGGAUGUGGCAUUUGUCGUUGAUGGCUGGGCUCUAGAAAUUGCGCUUAAGCACUACAGGAAAGCUUUUACUGAGUUAGCUAUACUGUCAAGGACAGCUAUAUGUUGUCGUGUGACACCAUCACAGAAAGCACAGCUUGUGGAGCUCCUAAAAUCAUGUGAUUAUAGAACACUGGCAAUUGGUGAUGGUGGGAAUGAUGUAAGAAUGAUACAACAAGCUGACAUAGGUGUUGGGAUUAGUGGAAGAGAAGGGCUGCAAGCAGCAAGGGCAGCUGAUUAUAGUAUUGGAAAAUUUAAGUUCCUUAAAAGAUUGAUUCUUGUCCAUGGGCGGUAUUCAUACAACCGGACAGCCUUUCUCUCCCAGUAUUCCUUCUACAAAUCGUUACUUAUAUGUUUCAUCCAAAUCUUUUUCUCUUUUGUUUCAGGUGUCUCAGGGACAAGUCUUUUCAAUUCUGUUAGCUUGAUGGCUUAUAAUGUUUUCUACACAAGUGUUCCUGUUCUAGUCAAUGUUCUUGACAAAGAUCUUAGUGAAGGAACAGUGAUGCAGCAUCCCCAAAUUUUAUUUUACUGUCAAGCAGGAAGACUUCUUAAUCCUAGCACAUUUGCGGGGUGGUUUGGCCGUUCUCUUUUCCAUGCUAUUGUUAUAUUUGUAAUCAGCAUAAAUGCAUAUGCUUACGAAAAGAGUGAAAUGGAGGAGCUUUCAAUGGUGGCUCUCUCGGGAUGUAUAUGGUUGCAGGCUUUUGUUGUGGCAUUAGAAACCAAUUCCUUUACAAUUUUGCAACAUCUUGCAAUAUGGGGCAACUUAGCUGCUUUCUAUAUCAUCAACUGGAUUUUCAGUGCCCUGCCAUCGUCAGGGAUGUAUACAAUUAUGUUCCGGUUGUGUGGGCAACCAUCUUAUUGGAUAACAAUGUUUCUCAUAGUUGGAGCUGGGAUGGGUCCUAUAUUAGCUUUGAAGUAUUUCCGGUAUACAUACAGACCAAGCAAGAUCAAUACACUUCAGCAGGCAGAACGUAUGGGUGGCCCUAUUUUAUCACUGGGGAAUAUUGAGCCCCAACAAAGAUCAAUAGAGAAAGAAGUUUCAUCACUAUGUAUUGCACAGCCAAAGGGCAGAAACCCAGUUUACGAACCUCUACUGUCAGAUUCUCCAAAUUCUACUAGACGUUCUCUUGGAUCUGGAGCACCAUUUGAUUUUUUUCAAUCACAAUCCAGGUUGUCUACAAGCUACUCGAGAAAUUGUAAAGACAAUUGAGUUAUAGGAGUUAUUGAGCAGCUUAAAGCAGCUUAUGGAUGCCAUUCUCAAGCUGUAUAUAUUUCUCAGUUGAGGUAGGUGUACACUUUUUUGAGUGCCUCCCUGGUUGCUCAGAGUUAUACAGUAACUUUUUUUCAUUUUUUCAAUUUCAAAGGAGAAACAAAAAAAAAAAAAAAAAAAAAAAAAAGCUGAUAAUAUACACGAUCAAUUUAUUAAUUUCCAUCACCUGUCGUGGCAUUGAGAAUAAAAAAGGAACUUUAAUUGUAUCUACAUAUUUUUUUUAACUUGUUGGAUCAGUUACAAUGAAUCUGUACAUUGGGGGUGUUGCCUCUGUUUAUUAAUGAUGGUGGACCAGAUUUAAGAGAUCUGCUUACUGGUCAGAUGCUAUUUAUCU
This is a messenger RNA of Carica papaya (papaya), 3889 nucleotides long. The record is from RefSeq and is a predicted model, not a curated record. NCBI's taxonomy places the organism in Eukaryota, Viridiplantae, Streptophyta, Magnoliopsida, Brassicales, Caricaceae.